UUAGAGUAAGUUGCCAGCUAAAUUUUAAUCAAAUAUUUGUUAACAAAAAUUAAAGUGCUAUAGCGUGAUAUAUAUUUAGUAAACAAUGUUCCGCAGUCAUUACGAUAGCGAUGUAACAGUAUGGAGUCCCCAAGGACGCCUGCAUCAAGUGGAGUACGCAAUGGAAGCGGUUAACCUAGGCACAGCUACAGUCGCGCUCAAAACUGAAGACUUUGCCGUGCUGGUGGCACUGUGCAAGCCCAGCUCCGAGUUGGGCAUAUCACUGCCAAAGAUUAUAUCCAUAGACAGUCAUGUGGGCAUAUCUAUAGCAGGCAUAACAGCCGAUGCGCGCCUGCUGAGUCGGUACCUACGGACCGAAUGCUUGAGCUAUAAGCAUAGCUACAGCACGAUUUAUCCGGUACAACGUCUGGUCACUAAUUUGGGCAAUAAGCUGCAGAUAACCACGCAGCGCUACGAUCGACGUCCCUAUGGCGUGGGAAUGCUGCUGGCGGGCUAUGAUGAGAAGGGCGCGCAUAUAUAUCAAGUGAUGCCCAGCGCGAAUGUGCUCAACUGCAAGGCCAUGGCCAUUGGAGCGCGCUCCCAAGGCUCGCGCACUUACUUGGAGCGCAAUCUGUCAGAGUUCAAAACUAGCUCCAUGCAUGAUAUCAUAGUGCAUGGCAUUCAAGCAGUCAGCAGAGCGUGUCCGUUGGAUGAAGAGCUGAAGAUAGCUGUAGGCAUUGUGGGCAAGGAUCAGCCUUUUAAGCUGCUUUCAAGUGUGGAAUGCGAUGCUUAUCUGGAGUUGGCCAAGACCAGCGAGCGGCACGAGACGCCGCCAGAGACACCAGCGGAAACAGUGGAGCCCAGCGCUGUGCCCUCCGACAUAGAUCCAACUUCAACGGGCUUUAGUGAGGAAAUUUAAGAUCAAACAACAAUGUGACUUAAACCAACUUUAGCUGCCCAUAAUGCGCCAAUAAAAAUCGCUGCGUGCUCUGGUAUAAAAACGCA
Messenger RNA from Drosophila busckii, 984 nucleotides. Its product is annotated as proteasome subunit alpha type-1. Gene Ontology annotation, cellular component: proteasome core complex; nucleus; proteasome core complex, alpha-subunit complex. Bases 86 to 898 code for a protein of 270 amino acids. Gene Ontology annotation, biological process: ubiquitin-dependent protein catabolic process. The record is from RefSeq and is a predicted model, not a curated record. The transcript has a single exon. Lineage: Eukaryota; Metazoa; Arthropoda; Insecta; Diptera; Drosophilidae.